Molecule: messenger RNA, 3829 nt
Organism: Amborella trichopoda
Lineage: Eukaryota; Viridiplantae; Streptophyta; Magnoliopsida; Amborellales; Amborellaceae
Product: Ubiquitin-like superfamily protein
Source: RefSeq, a predicted model, not a curated record
UGAAAAGCGACUUUGGCCGUCAAAUAUAUCCAUCGCAGAUUUGCAAUAAAUUCACGUACCCUCUCUUUCUCUCUCUAAAUUCCCUUCUUAAUUCUCUCUCUCACUCUCUUCACUCCUUAAACCUCAUCUCUCUGAUUAAUCAAGCGUGAGAUGAUCGAGCUUCUUCACAAUGGGAGAAGCAGAGGAUGAAUUCGAACCCUUGUUUGAUUACAGUCGUGUUCAACCCCUUACUUUCGUCGAUCUUGAAGAUGUUUCAGAUUCACCUCCAUUUACCAUGUCAAAGAAAAAGAAGCCCACUAAGCCCUCCAAUCCCGCUGAGACAACGAAAAAAGUAGAAGUGGUUACUCUUGAUGGUGAAGAAGAGGAAGAUUGGUUAGCCCCACCUCCAAAAAGUCCAAAUACAAAACACAAUUUUGAUGGGGACUCUCUCUUAAUGGAGUUAAGGUUGAGGAGGCAAGAAUUGGCAUCUUUGGCUGCCCAAUCUGCUGACGAAGUGUUGCGUAAGUUGGAGGAAUCUGCUAGAAGCGAACUUCAUCAUUCUUUUGAAUCUGGCCCAGAACCACAAGAACCUUGUUCACCAAAGCUUCCUAAAGAGAGGGAGAAAGUUGUGAUUGCUGUUCAAGACAAGGAUGGAUCAAAACAAUUUCGUACGUACAAGGAUGACAAAUUUGCGAAGCUAUUUACGAUGUAUGCUGCAAAAGUAAAUGGAUGCUUGGAAAGCAUGUCAUUCUCUUUUGAUGGGGACAAAAUUUCUCCGACUGCUAGCCCCUUUUCUCUUGGCAUGGAAGACAAUGAUAUCAUUGAAGUCCACAUUAGGCGUCAGUAAAUCAGAAGUCAUUGGAUGAGACUCAAGAGAAGCAUGAAGAAAUACUCAUAUGCAGGAGUAACUAUUGUGGAUGGCUGUAAAUAAUAGAUCCUGUAAGGUUUUUAAUUUUUCAAUAGAAUGAUAAUGCUGCUUCAGAUCUUCCUAUUGAUAGAUACUCUUGUCCAUGAUUGUUUCACAAUAAUAGAUUCUCAGAAAUUGGAAGCCCAUCAUUCAUUCGCUUUAAUGAGAAAUUUGUCUAGCAUCUUGAUAGUAUCCUUAUAAUCAAGAAACUGAUGGCGUUUCUAUAGUUGGCUGAUAUUAGGGUUAAAAAGGUGAUGAAAAUACAUUUCUUUUUCUGUUUCUCUAACAUGAAUCUGUAUUCCUUAUAAAUCUGGUAAGAGAGAGAGGUUGUGGCCUGAACUGAGUAAACCAAGGGACAUGUUCAGGAGCUGGCAUGUUGGACACUGUUCAACUUUCUAUUAAGAAGAAAAGGAACAUAGUCCUUUAAGGUAUGGAUAAUGUUGAAUUUGUCCGCUGCUGUAGGUUGAGUGAUCUGCCUCUCAGAGGUGUUCAUCUGAGAGGAACCUGUAAUGACGCCCUGGGAUUGCUUAAGCCUUAAAGGAGUGAUACAGUGUCCUUUUGCCCUGUAUCUGACCAUAUGCUGAUGUUCCUAUCCAUGGUAACUUUUCAGAAAACAAGUUAGAUGUUCCUGGGUAUGAAUCCAGCUAGGGAGGGCUGGCCUCUUUUCAUUUUGGGAACGUCCUGUCUAAUUUUAAGGUUCUGGACAAUGACUUGGAGAAUAGUGAACGUUUUAUGAGAUUAAGGGAUGGUUGGGGUAUAUAUUUCAGAAUAAUUGGUCAAUCAGCAACUUAAAGGAUGGCACAGAAGACGAUCAUGAUUUGGAGGUUCCUGCCAUAUUAGAGGAAAUAACCACAAACUUGAGGCAUUAGAUAGAGUGGCAAUCUGUCAAUCCAAGGCAGGAGGAUAUUAGCUGGAGGAAGAAAUCUAGGAGAAGUGACUGAAGGAUGAGGUUAUGUGGAUAAGUGACUUCCUUUAGAUUUUAAAUGCGUCGGUGUUGUAAUUUCUUGGGAACAGUGAGGUGAUGGAGAACAAUAUUAGGAAUGAUAUUUGCAUGGCCAAUGUGGAUUUGUGGGCUUUUUCCAAAGGUUGUAUUUCACCAAUAAUAUCAGGUGACUGAAAAUUGAUGUAGGAUCAUUAUAUGGUGCAUCUGGUAGAGAUAAAGCCUCGGUUCUGAAUAGGUUUUAUUUACCAUGAAUUUCUUUGGGGGUGCUACGAUAUUGUGAAAAGUGUUUAGUGGAAUUAUUUGAGUUCCAUAAGAAGGCCCAGCUCAAUAAAUGAUUGAAUAAUAGAAUACAAUUUCAUGUACAUCAAUCCUUAGAGCCAAAGGAAAGGAGGAUACUUGGGAUUUCAGUUCCAUUAGCCUAGUUGGAGGCAUUGCCAAAUUUUUGCCAAAGUGUUGUGGAAGAUGCUAUGGGAGACUUUAGGGUUUCUCUUCUUUCACCCCCUACAGGGGCCCUUCAUUCAAGGAAGGGAGCUUUGGGAUGGUGGAUGACAUGGUGUUGCAACAAAGGCUCAAUCAAGGGAUAUAGACAAGGUUCCAACUAUGUUUUUUGGGUUUACCUAGAUUAGCUGCUCGGGAGGAUGGGUUUGGGGCUUGCUGAAGAUAUUAUAAUGAGAACAUGAAUUGGGAUAAUAUGUCUGAUAAGUAUAUAAUAACAUGGUAAAAUAGGAGGAAUAUGCAGGCAAUCCUCAUUUAGCAUAAUGAAAGUUCAAAGCAUGCUUCUGAACUUACCCGAUUGGGAGGGAAGGAAGCGGGAGGGAGGGAAGAAGGAGAGACUUAAAGGUCAGACAACUUGCUAUAUGUCAGUUACCAAAGGGUUCUCGAAGGAAUUGAAGGGGGAAUCAAGGGGUCCUCAGGUUGGUUAUCUAUUAUGCAAACUGGAUGUCCUAAUGGCUCGUUUGGUUGGACUUGGUCCAUCUCAAGGACUUUCGGCCAACUUGCUAUAGGUUAGUUACCAAAGGAUCCUCAAAGGAAUUUAAGGUGGAAUCAAGCAUCUCCAUGAUCUUAUAAUGCCCUUGUCUAAUGAUGGACUGCCAUUUUGUGAUACCAAUGCCAUCUGUUUGGACACCUUCAUGAUGAUUCCUUUGAUUCUAUAAUAUCCCUUGAAUUUUUGCCUGCUUGCAAUAGAACUAAGGUGUCUGCAAUCAUUACAGGCUUCGCAUUGUUGUAUUCAUUUCAUCUAAUAAUCCUUGCAGUUUAAUCAGCAUAUGUCAACUAAGGGUUUUGGUCUAGGGGUUCUGUGACUCUUUGUCAUUAUUUUCUAAUUUCAAUAACUUUUCGUUUUUUAUGAUAGAUCAUCACUUUCACAAAACGGAAGAACUAGAAUCUUGAAAAGAGAAGAAAAGGGGACUUGGAGUGAUUUGAUUUCUCGCCAGGAGAGGAAAAAGAUAACAUAAAAAGGAUGUUAAUUGAUCUUAUCUGCUUGUAUCCAUGAAUUCAUCUGUUUGUUGUGUUUUAGCAUGCUUUUCCCAGUGGAUGUCACGGUGUAGUCUGCUCUACUGCAGGUUUAUGCUCUUUUUGAUCAGGUGAAAGUAAAGUGUUUCAGUUUGAGAACAUCAAAUUUAAGACUCACUUUUUAAACUCUAGAAGCAAAUACAAGGACUUCAACAAUGACAAUUUUGGAAAGGCUUCUAGCUGCAUCCAGAGGGGGUGUUUGUCAUUUUUGGUGGGCACUUUGUACUUGGGGGCAGCUUUGGUUGCUUUUAGUCCUAUAAAGGUCACAAGGUUUUGGCAAUUCACCCCUAACAAUGCUAUUAGUUGUGGGGUACUGAAUGCAGGGAACUUUUAAUUUUCAUUGCUAAAAUACAUGCUCAUUGAUCCUCACCUUUUAAGUGUAAUAUGUACAUGUAUGUAUGCACGCAUGUCUAUAUAGUAUUUAGCCGACCCCAAUUAGUUGGAAAAAAGUUUUGAUGAUGAUGAUCUAUAUAAUAUUUCUUGACAUC